GUAAUGGGGUAAAUCAUCUGCCAGAGAUUCCGUUAUGCCUCCAUCCAGUCAUUUCUCCGCGGUUUGCGUUGCUGUAAAGUAGCUUCCCCUCAUCCGGAAGUUCAGAAAUGGCCGUCAGCUGAUGCUCAAAGCAAUGCGCCACCCCUGGCUGCUCCUGAGGAUCUGCCACUGGGCGCUGCUCAUUCUGGUGUUUGUUGAGACAUUGAUCUUCUUCAGACUUGUGAACGACUAUGGAGGCAGAGGUGUGCAGAGAUGGACGGGGCCAGGAUUCAAACCAGUUAAAGCUGCUGCUGUACAAAUCCCAGAAAACCAGCACCCCAAACCUCCAGACUCGCCAUCACUCCCGCCCUUGGACCCCGAGUGGCAUUCGGUCAAUAAGAAGCGAAUCGAGCUGCUCACCUCCAUGUGCAGGAACAGCAGCAUCGGCCAUUUGUCUCACAUCUCAGUCAGCAAGUUCGUCCUGGACCGCAUUUUCGUGUCUGACAAGCACAAGAUCCUCUUCUGCCAGACACCCAAGGUGGGAAACACUCAGUGGAAGAAAGUCCUCAUUGUGCUCAAUGGACAGUUUCCCACUGUGGACGACGUCCCAGAGGGACUUGUUCAUGAUCAUGACAGAAACGGCCUGCAUCGCCUCUCCUCACUCACCCCGCAGGAAAUAAGUCACAGAUUAAACACUUACUUCAAGUUUCUCAUGGUGAGAGAUCCGUUCGAGCGCCUCAUUUCUGCCUUCAAGGACAAGUUUCAGCAGAACCCCCGUGACGAGCCGUGGUACAACGAAGACAUCGCUCCAUUGAUCAUCGCGAUAUACCGCAAGAGCCACUGGGACGGCGCGCUCACUCUCUCCGACCUGCACUUCGAGGAAUUUGUGCGUUACCUGGUCGACGUGGGGGUCCGCCGCCAGAUCCUGGAUCAACUGUUCACCAAUCGAAUCAUCCACUGGAUGACGUACACAGAGCUGUGCGCGCCGUGCGAAAUCCAGUACAGCGUGGUGGGGCACCACGAGACGCUGGAGAAAGAUGCGCCCUACAUCCUCCAUGCGGCGGGCGUGGAGGGCCUGGUGUCCUACCCCAGCUUUCCUCCAGACAUCACGCGCUACAACAGGACCAAGGUGGAGCAAUACUUCUCAGGCAUCAGCAAGCGGGACAUCAGGCGUCUGUUCGCACGCUACCAGAGCGAUUUCCACCUGUUUGGUUACCCCCGGCCAGACUUUCUACUCAACUAAAAACACUGAC
Salarias fasciatus (jewelled blenny) is the source of this 1232-nucleotide messenger RNA. Its product is annotated as carbohydrate sulfotransferase 10-like. Gene Ontology annotation, biological process: carbohydrate biosynthetic process; proteoglycan biosynthetic process. Bases 122 to 1222 code for a protein of 366 amino acids. The record is from RefSeq and is a predicted model, not a curated record. Gene Ontology annotation, molecular function: sulfotransferase activity. The transcript has 6 exons. Gene Ontology annotation, cellular component: membrane. Lineage: Eukaryota; Metazoa; Chordata; Actinopteri; Blenniiformes; Blenniidae.